AAAAAUAUUAUUGUUGAAAAAGUUGUCUCAUAGCUCGAUAGAUGGCGUUGCCGCAAUUAAAAGCGAGCUAUGGUUUCGUUACCGGUAAGACUAUAAGGUAAAAUUGAUUUGUAAGACCAAAAUAUAUACCAGCUUAGAACAGUACACAGAGGCGGUUUUAUUUAUCUUCACCCCAUCUUGUGUAUUAGUAGGUCAGCAGAUCACCUAGUAGCUUAGCUAGGAAACAUUGGUCCUACGACCCGGAUCGUUUGGACAGUUUUUUUGAGUUCAAAACGGCCACCGCGUUGGCCGCUUUUCCGCGUACUUGUAGUGGAUCGCUACAGAAAGGUACGCGAGUCCUCCGCACUAGCGGCGACAGCUUCACACAGCAUAGGCGGUGAGCUGAGCCAGCUUUGGCGGAUUAGUUCAACGAGUGGCCACCAGAGGGCGCCACACAGAUCAUCACCACUAGAAGACAGCAAGGUGACGCAGAAGCAGCCGGCACGUGACGUCACAGGGGACGUACGCAUAGUUCCACUGGCAGCCACUUGCAGUCACAGAGGCUGCCAUUUCCAGCCACAGAGGGCGCCACUUACAGGACCAUAGAGUGUUAGUGUGAAGUGCAACUGUGAGUACUCUUUUCAUUGUUAUAUUUCAAAAAAGUUUCAAGCAACUUUGAAGUCUAUUCUAAAGAAAUUUCGGACUUAGAAUAUUUAUCGGAUUGUGAUCUAUGAAGAAAAGACUUAGUUUAUUUUAACUUAAUUUUGUCUUAGAGUAAUUUGUGCAUGUUAGACUUAGAAUAAUUUUAUAAAAAACGAGGGAACGAGGAGUCUAUGCCGGAUUCCCGUCCCAGUAAAUUAUUAAGUUCAAACACUUGUAAAAUUUUUAGUAAAUUUUUACACUUAGACUAAUUUCUUAGUUGGUCACUUAGAAAAAUUCAUUAAAGUAUUGUUUUUGUUAAGUUUAAUUAAAUUUUAUUAGAGUUGUUAUUUUGGUCAAUAAAAUGGAAGGGUUAGUUAAUCUUUUAAAGGAACUUCAAAAUGUUAUUCAUCGUGGCUUGACUAAUUUGAAAAAGUCGCCUAAAGAAAGAUUGUCUGUUGAUUAUAUUCAAACUAGAAGAGAGUUAUUAGAACGGGACUGGAAUUUGUUUGUUACUAAUUACACUAAAUUGCAUGAACAAUAUGAAACGCAAGGGAUUAAAAUGUUAUCGGAAUUAUAUGAUAGUACAGAAGACACAUACAUCACAUACACAUGUCUGAUUAAGUCUAUGCUUGCUAAAUAUGAUGUUCCUAAGGCUACUAUUCCUGAACCUGGUACUUCUAGUAACUCAAAUAAAUCAAGUACAAACUCUUUUGUAAAAUUACCAAAAAUAUCAAUUCCAAAUUUUAGUGGCAAAUACUCUGAGUGGACAACUUUUAGAGACCUAUUUGUAUCUCUCGUGCAUAACAAUAGUAGUUUAGACAAUGUUCAGAAAAUGCACUACUUAAAGAGUCAUCUUAGCGGUGAGGCUGAACAGCUUGUGAGACAAACACCGGUUUCCGAAGCAAAUUAUAGUCAGUGUUGGGCACAAUUAGAGAAAAGAUACAGCAAUAAAAAGUAUUUAGUUAACUGCAUUUUGAAACGUCUUUUCGGGUUAAAACGUAUGCAUGUUGAGUCAGCGAUUUCUUUAAAAGAGUUGUUAGACACAACAAAUGACUGUCUUAACGGUUUGAAAAAUCUAAAGGUAGAUGUGACAACUUGGGAUGUUAUUAUCAUCCACAUAGUUACUUUUAAGCUCGAUUCAGAAACGCGGAAACAAUGGGAAUUAAGUCUUAGUAAUCACGAUUCCAAUGAAUUGCCUACUUAUGAUGAAUUUGCUACGUUUUUAGAGAACCGAUUCCGCGCUCUUGAAUUUAUAGAACCAAAAAGAAAUCUUCAAAAUCAGAAUAAUCAUUCGCAUGUUGCUAAAUCAAUGGUAGUGAGUUCAAGUAGCAUACGUUGUGAGUAUUGUAACGAGUCUCAUAAACUGUGCUUUUGUAAAAGAUUUGCAAAGGAACCCUUGGAGGAAAGACGUAAUUUUGUAGCGCAACACAACAUUUGUUUUAAUUGUUUAGGAGGUAAUCACACGGUAAUAAACUGUAAGAAGCCAACAACUUGCAAACUUUGCCAUAAGCGUCAUCAUUCCUUGCUGCACCCAAAUCUGGACGGUACUAACAAAAGAGAUACUGCAUCAAAACCUACUGUCGUUGAAGCUAGUCCUUCGACUAGUUCUGCUCCAGUAGUCUCUUGCAUAUCUACCAACACGGUUCCUGUUCCUGGACAAGUUUUACUAGCUACUGCUCUAGUAAAAGCGGAGUCCAAGACGGGUAACUAUCAGGUAGUAAGAGCUCUGUUGGACCAAGGUUCACAGGCUUGUUUUGUGACCGAGGACACAGUGCAGUUCUUAAGGCUUAAGAAAAUUCCCAUACAUGGAAUGGUGUCAGGAUUAGGUCAGAAGUCAACUAUAGCGAAAUAUAUGGUGAAUAUAACUAUUCAAUCCAGGGUAGAUUCAGGUUUUAAAUUAAAUUUCAACGCUUACGUCAUUAGUAAAAUUACUUCAUAUUUACCGGAUCAAGCCUUAAAUAAAAAUACUUUUAACUGGCUCGAUAUCACCAACUUACAGUUGGCCGACCCACAGUUCAAUCAACCUAGUAAAAUUGAUAUUUUACUAGGUGCAGAUGUUUAUGGUUGCAUAAUAAAAACAGGCAUAAUCAAAAGUCCAACUGCUACUUUAAUUGCUCAGAACACCACAUUAGGAUGGAUUCUAUCUGGUGUAGUACAUAGGUCAAACAUUAACAAUAGUUCAAGUUACACACAACCAUGCGUUAGUGUAGCUCACGCUCAGUUCAAUUUAGAUCAAAUUCUUAAACAGUUUUGGGAAAUUCAAGAUCAGACUAGUACAAAAAAGGUUCUUUCGCCAGAAGAACAACAAUGUGAAGACUUUUACAAGGCCACAACUAAAAGAAGAGCAGACGGUAGAUAUGAAGUCCGGUUACCAUUCCGAGUUAAGGAUCCGCAGUGCACAGCAGGUGAUUCUCGCGCUAUAGCUGAAAACAGAUUAAAAUCAUUAGAGAAAAGGUUGGCAAAGAACACUGAGCUAAAGGAAAAGUACACGGAUGUAAUUGAAGAAUACUUACGUUUAGGGCACCUGCGACCUGUGAAACAAGAUGACGGUAAAAAAGAAAUAGCUGUGUAUUUACCCCAUCACGCCGUCGUAAGAGAAGACAAAACCACUACUAAGGUUCGAGUUGUGUUCAAUGCAUCCCAAAAGAACAAUAGAGGAGUGUCUUUAAAUGAUACUUUGAUGGUUGGACCAACACUACAAGCGGAGUUGAGGCACACAAUUAUGAGAUGGAGAACUCACUCUAUUGGACUGGUAGGAGAUAUAAUUAAGAUGUAUCGUCAAAUUAGAGUGGCUGAUGAGGAUGCUAUGUUUCAAAGGAUACUCUGGCGGAGCAGUCCUAACGAGUCGAUCAAAGACUAUGAACUCGUAACAGUUACUUUUGGAACAGCGUCGGCACCUUACCUGGCAGUCAGAACUCUCCAUCAAAUUGCUUACGACGAAGGCGACGAAUAUCCUCUCGUGUCUGAAAAGGUACUAAGUUGCUACUAUAUGGAUGAUUUACUGACUGGAUGCGAUGACGUAACUACCGGCAUCCAAAUCUACAAGCAAAUGAAAGAACUUUUAGCCAAAGGAGGAUUCGAACUUCAAAAGUGGAGCACUAACAAUAAAGAGUUAUUAGAUCAAAUUAAUACAAUAGAAUAUAAAGUAGAGAGCAACGAAGAAAAUGAGAGUAAAGCUAAAGAUAGAGAUCAAAAGGAAUUAGAAAUGAAAUUAGAUAAUACUAUGAAGAUCUUGGGACUUACCUGGGAUCGUAAUGAUGACUCCUUCCGGUACACCGUCCAUCUUCCGCCGCUUCAGAAUACACCUGCAACAAAAAGAACUGUAAUCUCUGAUAUAGCUAGAUUAUUCGACCCAUUGGGUUGGUUAGCGCCCACAAUAGUUGUAGCUAAAAUCUUUAUACAAAAAUUAUGGCUCGCGGGUCUCGGUUGGGAUGAACCACUUACUAAAAAUUUAACUGAAGAAUGGCGUACUUAUCGGGAAGAGCUAACAUUACUUACAGAAGUUCAUAUACCUCGUUGGCUGGGGAAAACCAUAGAAACCGACGUAGAGCUCCAUGGAUUUUGUGACGCGUCGAAGGUAGCAUAUUCCGCUGUAGUAUACAUGCGACUAACUAAAGACGUAGGAGAGGUCAAGGUGUCAUUGUUGGCUGCAAAGACUCGCGUGGCACCAAUAAAACAAGUAAGCAUUCCUCGCCUAGAGCUGUGUGGGGCAGUUCUCCUGUCACAACUAUUGAUGGAAACUGCUGAGGUGUUGAAUAUACCCAAGGAUAAGGUUAAAGCGUGGACAGACUCUACUGUGGUGUUAGCCUGGAUCAACAGCCACCCCAGUAAAUGGAAAACCUUUGUCGCCAAUAGGACAUCCGAAAUCUUAACCACAAUGACGGCUUCGCAGUGGUUCCACGUGUCGACUAAAGAUAAUCCAGCGGAUGUUGCCUCGCGAGGGUUGUCACCAGGGUUGUUUACGCAAAAUACAAUGUGGUUUUCAGGACCACAGUUUCUGAAAGAAAAGGAAAUUAUUUAUAUCAGACCAAAAGAUUUAGAGAUCAAUUUAGAACAGUCGAUUAAGACUCAUGUAGGAGUUAUUAUAUCAGAUGAUUUUGACUUACUUGAGAGAUUUUCUUCUUUGUCAAAGUUAUUAAGGGUUGUUGCAUAUUGUCGUCGGUUCCUAAACAGAGAUACCAGAAGCAAACAUUACCUGCAAAAGAAAGAGAUACAUGAAGCAUUAGAAUGUUGUAUAAAGAUAGUACAAAAGAAAGAGUUUUCAACAGAGUACAAACAAUUAUAUGAUAAAUCAGACUUACCUUUGAAAAAUAGCACACUCAAAUCCUUAUGUCCUUACCUUGAUGACAAAGGCAUUAUGAAAGUUCAAGGACGAAUAGAUAAGGCUCCAUUGGAUGAACUAAUAAAGCACCCCAUAAUCUUGCCCAAGAAGUCACAUUUUACCCUACUCUUAAUUGCGGACGCUCAUAGUAAAACUCUACAUGGAGGUCCACAAUUAAUGAUUAAUUAUUUGCGAACCGCUUAUUGGAUCAUUGGUGUAAGAGAACUGGUGAAGCUAUACGUUCGCAAGUGCAUCAUUUGUGCGAAACAAAGAGCAACUAUUCGCAAUCAAAUGAUGGGUUCGCUUCCAUCUAUUCGCUGCUCUCCGGCAAGGCCGUUCCUGCACAGUGGCGUUGAUUACGCCGGUCCAAUAAAUAUUAGAACCACUAAAGGUAGGGGACACAAAUCGUACAAGGGCUACAUAUGUUUGUUUGUGUGUAUGUCUACACGCGCUCUUCAUCUCGAAGUAGUCAGUGACAUGACCACACAGGCAUUCUUGGCUGCCUUUAGACGAUUUGUGUCUCGACGAGGCCACUGUUCAAAGUUGUGGAGCGACAAUGGUACCACGUUUGUUGGUGCUUCUAGGGAACUUCAGCAAAUUUCAACUUUGCAAUCAUCCAUUGCAGAAAAUUUAGAAGCAAAUGGCACUGAAUGGCACUUCAUUCCCCCUCAUGCACCCAAUUUUGGCGGUCUAUGGGAAGCGGGGGUGAAGUCCACAAAAUACCAUAUUAAGCGCGUAAUAGGCGAGUCUACUCUCACAUAUGAAGAGCUCAGUACAUUCCUUACUCAGGUCGAGGCUUGCUUGAAUUCACGGCCUAUUAGUGUUAUUCAUUUAGACGAUCCAGGAGAAUCUAUGCCUUUAACUCCGGGACAUUUUUUAAUCGGAGAACCGUUUGUUUCCGUACCGGAUUACAAUUACGAGAAUGUUUCAGUAGGUUCUCUAACAAGGUGGCAAUUCGUGCAGCGAAUGCUGCAAUCCUUUUGGAAGCGAUGGUCCAGUGAAUAUCUUACGAAUCUAAUGAACAGAUAUAAAUGGUCUUUCAUUGUUCCUGAACCAAACGUUGGAGACGUUGUUCUAAUUAAGGAGGACGAUCUACCUCCAAGUCGUUGGAUGUUAGGACGUGUAGUCGAAAAGCAUCCAGGGGAUGAUAAAGUCACUCGUGUUGUCACAUUAAAAACCAAAACAAGCAUUAUUAAGAGGCCAACUAACAAACUGUGUAUUUUGCCAGUAGCAGAUAAAUAGUAUUUUAAUAACUACAUGCUUUGUAUCAUCUCAACUUGUUAUGCGUGAUGAACAUUUUUGUUUAGUUGUAAGGUUUAUUUUAUAUAGUUUUUGUUGAAGAUUUUACUUACUUUGUUUACAAGUUUUGUUUAAGUUUACUAUUAAGUUUUCAAAGUUUAUUUAAUGUUAAGAAAAACAGUUGUAAUUUUACCCGUUAAUGAAUUGUCUUUUUGUUAAACCUGUGCAAAACCUAUUUUUAUAUUAGUUACUUUUAUUAUUAGUUUAAGGACAAAUGUUAAGAAGGACAUUCCGCCACUAAAUGUCCUUGGUGGGCGGUAUGUUCAAGAUCAUACUUAUUGUUUAGGUCAAAAAAAUAUUAUUGUUGAAAAAGUUGUCUCAUAGCUCGAUAGAUGGCGUUGCCGCAAUUAAAAGCGAGCUAUGGUUUCGUUACCGGUAAGACUAUAAGGUAAAAUUGAUUUGUAAGACCAAAAUAUAUACCAGCUUAGAACAGUACA
Spodoptera frugiperda (fall armyworm) is the source of this 6678-nucleotide messenger RNA. RefSeq lists its product as uncharacterized. Gene Ontology annotation, biological process: DNA integration. Bases 983 to 6184 code for a protein of 1733 amino acids. Gene Ontology annotation, molecular function: nucleic acid binding. The transcript has 2 exons. Lineage: Eukaryota; Metazoa; Arthropoda; Insecta; Lepidoptera; Noctuidae. The record is from RefSeq and is a predicted model, not a curated record.